UUUGAUCGCAUAUGCAAAGUCUAGAUUCGUAUUCGUAGUUAUAUGAGGUUUACUUUUAUUACAAGUGUUAAUUUUGUUGAAUCGAAAGUUUUGUUAGUUUUCAUAUAGAAAUUUAAAUAAGUAGUGUUAAUUCAGUGAAAGUCGUAAGCCUACCUUAAGCAUUAGUUGAAGUGAUUCCCUUUCUUAAUGAAAAAAUUUAGUGAUUAACUUCUAGGUGAAGAGACAAAAUAAUAACUUUGUUUUCCAUUGGCAGAAGACAAAACGCCUUACUCAAAGGAAAGAAGGAUGAAAGAAAACUCCCAACUAUUGUUACAUUCGUAAUCUUUUUAAAUGGUUGUUAAUGGGGGAUGUUUUCAUAGCCUGGUUAUUCCCUACAAUAAUCAUGUCGAUUUGACAAAUUUUACAAGCAUGGCAGGGAAAGCAGUUCUAAUUUGUAGGCCGAAUUCCCAUCCCUUUGUGGAUCGAACAUUGUCCCUUGAGCAGCCAGUGAAAAUUGGCAGAUCUGUCGCUAGAGCUCGGGCCGCCCAGAGUAAUGGCAUAUUUGAUUGUAAAGUGCUGUCACGCAAUCAUGCUCUUAUUUGGUACAACAACGGAAAGUUCUAUCUGCAAGACACAAAGAGCAGCAAUGGAACUUUCAUCAAUAAUCAGAGGCUCAGCAAAUCUGGUGAAGAGUCUGUACCUAGGGAGGUCAGCUCCGGAGACAUUGUGCAGUUUGGAGUCGACGUUUUGGAAAAUUCUCGUAAAGUAACUCAUGGCUGUAUUGUUGCGAAUUUGAAACUCUAUCUGCCUGAUGGCAAGGAAGCCAAAGCCAGUCCAUCGAGUUCAGUUUUGAGUGGUGUAGGAUCAGUGGCAGUUGAAGACUUGUAUCAGCUUAAUCAAUACAUUCAGGAGGGUCUUCAGCGAGAGCAGAUGCUACAGACUAAGUUGGCCUCCUUACAGCAGCUGUUGUUGUCCCUCCGUCAGUCCGUAGACCUUGGUUGGAAGGCUCUCAUUGCAGAAGACCGACUGUUAUCGCGUGUUGAGAUUCUUGAGAACCAACUCCAGACAUAUGCAAAGAAUUUUACCGAGGACAAACUGCGAGAUGAGUUGAGGAAUCUUCAAAAAGAUAAGUGUGUCUACCAAGACCUUGCAAAAGAGUGUCUUCAGAAGGUCUUACAAGAGAAAUUAGAAGUGGUCCAGAGGUGUCAAGACAUAGAAAGAGAAUUGCGAAAUGCUGAGACGGAAUGUGCUAACUUCAAAGAGAUAAUGGAGAAAGAUCACGAAGAGCUUCAAGAGCUCGCUUUAAAACACAAUGCUCAAGUUCUCAAGGCAGUGGAGCUGCAGAAUAAGCUUCAGGACGCAGAAGAGCAAAAGAAGGACGCCCUAGCCAUACUAGAAGCGGAGAAUGAAGAGCUAAACAAUGAGGUGAAGAGGCUACUAGCUAACGAAGCCGUCAUGCAUGAGAAGAUCCAACAACUGGAGGCUUCUGGAGAGAUUGUGGGGCGGCAGCUACUCGGCAUACAGUCUCAGUUCCAGUUCAAACGUUCCCCUGAUAUCCACAAACACCUCUCUUCACUGAAGGAGAGAAAUGGUAGCACUGAAGAUGUGAUUUGUAAAAACAACGAUGAAGAGUUAAAUGACGAAAACCAGAAAGACGUAACAACAAACUCAAUGGAUACCCUGAUGAACCGACUGACACUGUCUAUUAACGAACAAAAGAAAACCAAAGAAGUUGUGGACUUGAUUGAAGCUCAAGUUUCACUACUUCAAAGUGACAAAAUGACCAAAUUGCAGCAGAUAAAUUCUUUAGAAGCUGAACUAGAAGUGCACAUAGACAAACUAAUGAACUAUAAAGAAGAGCAUAAGAAACUGGAACAGUCGUUAUUAUCCUUAGAAAAGUCUGCGAAAGAAGAGUCUCUGAACAAAACAGAUUCAUCGGCGAUGGAUAAUCAAAUUAAUUGUGAUGAUCUACUACCCAAUGGAUCACACAGCUCAGAGAAAGAAGCGCUACAGUCACAGAUGGAAGAGCUGAAAGAUAUGAUUUAUCAUAUGCAAAUUGAAGUUUCGUACCAUAACUGCAAGAGUGAAGUACUAACAGAGACGAUGAAAGAAUCAAGGAGUAAGAUGGGUGCCAUGGAACAGACUAUUGCCCUACUACAAAUAGAUUUAAACAAUGCCAAAAAAAGUCUUAACGAUAUUACGAAAAACUGGCUUCUUCAUGAAGAAAAACUGCAUGCAGCCCAGAAUUUGAAAGAUGAAACAGAAACAUCUGUUCAUAUGCUACGGGAGCAGCUGAACGCACUAGAAAACUCGAUAUUGCAUUUAAAAGAUCAAGAGAAGUUUGAGGUGGAGUCCGUCAACAAACACAAAGAAGAAACUACUUUACUCAGAAAGCAACUGCAGGAGGCCCAGCAAACUGCAAAGCAGUGUAAAAAUGAGGCCGAGCUGGUAAAGGAAAAGUUGCGGGUAGUCUCUCAAGAACUUGAAGUAUCAAAGUCGAUAACGGAAAGAAACAAUGUAGCGACAGAGACACAGCUCGAUAACAGGGCUGCAGAGGAGUUGGCGGCAGCCAGGCUAGAGGCUGCAACACUCCAGGCACAAGUAUUGGGAUUGGAAUCACAAAUCAAAAAACUGAGGCUGGAGAGCAAUCAGAAACAACAAGAACUGGCUGAAAACAAUGAUGCGGGGACCACUUCUGACACGAUCAUCGAACAAUUACAGCUGAGGGUGAGGGAAAUGGAGGAGGAGCUGGUUUUAGUUAAGGAGAAGUACAUGGCUUUCAAUGAGAAGAACGUUAAGCUCGAGAAAGAGUUGACUGACCUAAAGCAAGACUAUGAAGCUGUUGUUCAUCAGCCUUACUUUUAUCCUUUCUUUGGCCCAUACCAACAAUCUACUCUUAAGAAUGUGGUAUUCGUGCUUCCACUGCUAGUUUUGUUCAUUGCGAUGACGAUCGCCUUUCAUCCCACUCUUGCUCGCCUCAUGGGCACCAUCGACUCUUCUCUGCCAAAUACAUAAAGCUGCGAUCAACACCCAACUGCAGUGCCUUUAUCACUCUCUUUCCUACCCUAAUUAUUUCCAUGUGUCAUAUAUAUUUGUACGUUUUGUUACUGGCUAUGAACUUCAAGUAUGACUUGUGUUAAACGUAGAAAGUAAUGUGUAGUUAUAUAUAUUUUCUAAGAAUAUUUGAGCUUAUAAUUUAGCUUGUGGAUCGAUUUAUUUAAUUUGGAGAUCUUUUACAAUGAGCGCACACCACCCAUAUGUUCUGUCCGGUGAUGACGGCCGUUACUCGUCGCCGUCGCCGUACAUAGAUAUAAAUAAUGUAUCUUGUAUAAAAUUGUUUGAAUACUGAUGUGAAUCGCACAUCUUUUUGUCAAAUGUGUGAUAAUAGGUGACAAAAGUCACUUUUUGUACAUAGUAUAAAUUAUAUACAUAUAUAAAUAUAUAAAUACUUUUAAAGUAAUUAAAUGUAGUUUGGAAGUUGUAAUAUCAUAGCAUAAUGUAAAUUCCAUUGAUUUCCAUUCAUUAUGUGAAUUAUAUCACAGUUUGAUUUUAGUUUUAACAAUAAGUACGUCUUACUGGCUUACUUCCUUGGCCUCUGAAACCUGAGUAGAUUUUUGACCUCUCCAUUUCAUUCUACCCUGUGCUGCUUGCAGUGUAAUUCCCAUUCUACCAAUGUCAUUGUCAACUCUGUCAGUCUCUGUCUGCCAAGUGGUCUUCUUCCUAUCAGGUCUCAUAGGCAGAUCAUUGCUUUCUCCUUUCCUCCACUCAUGUUCCAUCCAUCUUAAUCUGUGGCUCGGUUUUUCUGGAGAGUCAUUUAUACUGAAAAUUAAUGUCUCAGGACUAUUUUUAUCUUCUUGAUGCGAUAAUCUGUAGUUGAUUUCCUUUGAUAUUUAAAUUCUGUCACCCUUUUAAUAAUCAAAUCAUUACACUCAGACUUUCCUGUUCAGUGGUCUAGUCCUUAUUGCCACUUUCACAUAUUUUGUUUCAUUUUUAUUAAUUUCAAAGUCCUACACAAUUUCCUUCUGCAAUUAGUGUUGUUUUAUCGAUCUCACUAGACUCUUUAUUUCAUAUUAUAGGUUAUUAAUAGAUAAAAUAUCGCAUCUAUUGUAGAAUUACAUUUUCUGAAACCGAACUGAUGGCUAUUCAAUAUUUGUUUUUCUUCCAAGAAAGAAAUAUCCUCAGAAAUUUUAUCUAAAAAAAAAAACUUUGUAAGCUACUGGCAUAUGUAAAUUUUGAAUUUAUUUCCAUUUAAUUUGCAUUGAAUCAGCUCUUCCCACCAUAGAUGUGUUAUGGCAUAUACCAUUUGAAUUGUUCUUUUUUAUUACUCUUGUGUAUAGGUUCAACCUAUGAAAUUUUAAUUCCCUUCGGAAAAUGUCCAAUCUCAAAAGAUGUGUUAAUGAUUAUAGUGAGUGGUUUAGAAAUUUUAUAUCUUUGCAUACCUGUAAUAUACAACAUGGGACUUCAUCAAUAGGCCACAAGUUUAAGCCUACAGCCAAAUAAAAUGCAUUUAUAUUCUGGAGUACUGGUCCGGUACAUUUCAUCCUGUCAGUUUUAAAAUGUCCUCAAUAAAGUAACUGUACAUUACUUGUUCAUUACAUGUCAAGUCCACCCCAUUCCCUACUGUCGAGGUGUCCUUCUCCUGAGACUUAUGACCUUUUCAUCAAUUUAUUUAACGUGUGAUUAUCUACACUAAAAAUGUCUUUGGAAAGCAAAUGUGAAAUAUGUACAAAUCUCAUUAGGCGUGUUAUUCACAUUUUUGGUCUAACUCAGAUAAAAGUAAUUAUUUAAAGUUGUUUAUUUCAUUUAUUAUCCGCUUCUCUGUUUCUUUAAAUAUUGUUUAAAAAAAAGGCUUAUGACUUGAUAAUUCCCAACCUUCAAAUUAUUGUGUGAUCCUGAGAUGUAGUGGUGGAGGUGUACUAUUUAUUCUCUCUGAAAUCAUCUGUUUCUUUUCCAGCUUCAAAGAUUACCUAAAUUUGAUGUAAAUUUUGUCAACUUUCGGUUCAUUCCUCUCAACUUCAACAUAUACAUUUUAAUGUCAGUUGAGCCAAUUUACAAUGAUACUUCCUUAAUUUUUGUACAUUUUAAUGUCAGUUGAGCCAAUGUACAAUGAUACUUCCUUAAUUUUUGUACAUUUUAAUGUCAGUUGAGCCAAUGUACAAUGAUACUUCCUCUAAUUUUUGUAUUACGGUGUUAUCAUUAUCAAUAUUUUUCACUAAUCCCAUUGAGUUACCCACUGAGUUACUAUAAUUCAUGUAGAUUAUAGUACUCACAUGUAUCACGGGCCAAUGUGUUCAUCGUUUACUGUCAUUCCGAAUGUCCUUAUUACGGUAUACCCUGUCCAUUGCCGUUUGAUUAGGGUUGGGUAUGGUUUGGUGUAUUUAUUUUGUAAAAAUGUUAGUAUAAUGUUUUGUUUUCGUAAUAUUAAUAGCAUAAAACUAUUAGACAAUUUAUACAAUAGAAUGAGUGGAAAUCAUUGGAAUUCAAACUAAACGAAUGCUUGAAAACCUAUUUUAUCUUUUUUAGCCUAGCAAUACCUUGUUAUUUGUUAUUGUGUCUAGUCAUUGAACCUUGAUUACACACAUCCCAUGUUGUUAUCAUCUUUUAUUUGUUAUUAGUUGAUGUAUUUCACUAUUAGUCUAGUUAGACAAUUCCUGGUAUAGUUUACAGUUAUGUGGCCAACGAUUAAUUAGAGUUCAAUGCUAAAGAGUAUAGUGUGUCAUCAGUGAUUGAGUUUUAGUGCAUAAAUGUAUACACAUGUUCCAAUAUGGACCAAUUUGACCAAGUAAGUGAUCAUGUAUUGAUGAUCAAGUAAUUUUUUUUAUAGACAACAUUUUAACUUAAACCAAAAACCUUUUAGCAAAACUUCCAAUGACAAUUGGACAUCUACCAUAACUGUUGUAUUAUAUUAACAAUAUAAAAAUAUGGCUCAAGUUUUGUCUGACAACUGGGUGAGUGUGGGUUGGUUGAGCACAGUGCACUGUUAUAGUGUAUGGUUACAAUACUUGUAACUUGUUACAUUUUUUUGACAUUUUAACUUCCUGUUCAGUUGACCAUUGAUGUGCUUUAAAUUGAACAAAUUUGUAAAAUCAAUAGAGUUUGUGGUAAAAUUUGUCUCAAAACAGGUGUUUUUAGUUAGAUUUAUUUGUAGCCCAUAUUAUACUAUACACUAUUUGCACCUACAAGCUAAAUUUCAUUAAAACUAGACCAUUAUUUAGGUCUUUUAGCAUGAUUUCAAUCUUAUUUUUUCCCAAAAUUAUUUUUAACUUUAAAUCACGUAAUGAAGUUAGUGAAGAGCAAUUAAUCCAAUGUUUUAAGUAAAAUUAUUGCUUUUGUCAAAAUCUUAUGAAACUUUAAAAGUAUGGUUUCACUUAAUUUAUAAAAUGACUGGUCCCCAAUCAAAAUAAUUUAAGAGGUGUGUGGAUCUUAUAGAAAGGCGUGGUACAAUAAAAACCUAAAAACAAUGCACGUGCCAAGUCUCAGGGAAGAGAGACCUCAUCUUGUAGAAACUAGAUUGCAGAAGUCCUUCCUAAUCACCGGAACUUUUAAUAUCAGGUAGAGCACCCAGAAACGAGGUUAUUAACUAGAAUGGGCAGACAACAGGCUACCGGCCUGACCACUGGCUAACAAACUAAACACUUUGAAAAAUAAAUAAUACAUAUGUUAGCAAACUACAUAAAUAUACAUUUGAGAAAGAUUUUCCCAAUGGUUAAAUUUGCAGGUCUCUAGACAAUAUAAUCAUUUUUUUAAAUAAGUCAUAUUUUGGUUUCAAAAGAGCUUAAAACGAGUGUUAAAAGUGAAAAUGUAAAAAGUAAAUAUAUAAGAUUUAUGAAUAAUAUGAUUCUGGACUUUACCAACCCACAAAUUGUAAGUGAAAGUGUAACUAUAUUCUUUAAUCAAUAUGUUUACAAUGCGCGAAUGACCCAAACUAUUUAUAGUACAAAAUCCUGAGUUAAUGUCAUAAAGUUGCCAGUUUUCAUUGGCUAUUUUAUAUACCAAAAAGUCAAAUUUUUGUCACUUUUAAGUAGUUAAUAAAAAUCUUAGGACGUUUUAUAUAUUGCAAUAUUAUCUUAAGAUUCUGGAAAAAAUUAUAGUAUCAGAUAAAUAGAGAAGUAAAAGGGUAUUUGCUAUCAGCAUUUAGUUAGUUUUUGUGCAAAUUUUAUUACUAUUAUUUCUUAAUCUGAUGUAAUUUGUGCCAAACUCGGUUUGCCAUGUCUUUCCAUCCAAUGGUAACCGGCGAUCUGCAUUUAUACAUUGUUACCAUUAUAUGUAUCAGAUCAGUUACUAGGAUCUUGACAGUAGAUUAGAAACACCUUACAAUAUUAUUGUUAGGCAAUAAUUUGCAGAAGACUUAAUUUUCUUUAAUAACGUGUCUUGCUGUUUCGUUAGAUACAGCAGCUAUAAACUUUGUUCUGUUUGAUUGUUUAGAACCAAAUUGAUGUUUUGUUUGUGUCCAUUGUAUUCAUGUUUUGUUGUGCUCAUUGUAUUCAUAUUUAUUUUGUGUUUCUAUAAAAUUUGAUCUGUUAUAAAACAACUGACUGGGCAUGUGCUUCUGUUAACAUGAUUCGUACACCUCACAUCUGUGUACUGUUAAAAUACUCAUGAUGAUGUAGCUCCAACUUUUUACUGUAUUUCUGUUUCUUCUCUAAGUGUUACUAGAGAAAAUAACAAUAAACUUUUAGUAAGUACUCGAGUAACACAUGAAGAUUUCAUUGAUACAUUGAGAAUCAGGAGAUAUAUGUUAUAUGUAAUAAAAGACGUACAAUUAUUUUCUUAUACUACCUAUUUCAUUAUUCGUUUAUCUGUUGGCCAAACUUUCCUUUUGUCAAAUCUGCUAUUUUUCUUAUGUACCAUGAAAUAUUUGUGUUGUAAUAUGUUCUCUAAAGAUACUAAUUUAGCUGUAGCUGAAAGAAAUUGUAUCUGUUUACUUUUCUGAUGUGUUGUCGAAAGUCACUACAAUAAAUAUUAUGGAUAAGAAUGCUAGUGUACUGUACGCUUUAUUUACUUGUUACAACUAGGAGUUGCUGUCAUCCUUCUUGUUGUCUUGUAUGUAUUGAUUAACAAAAUUGUCAAGUUGUUUCCGUAUAAAAGAUUUCAAUAAAAAUGCUCCAUAA
Homalodisca vitripennis (glassy-winged sharpshooter) is the source of this 8090-nucleotide messenger RNA. RefSeq names its product sarcolemmal membrane-associated protein (gene Slmap). Gene Ontology annotation, molecular function: protein binding. The record is from RefSeq and is a predicted model, not a curated record. NCBI's taxonomy places the organism in Eukaryota, Metazoa, Arthropoda, Insecta, Hemiptera, Cicadellidae. The coding region runs from base 331 to 2994 and encodes 887 amino acids. The transcript has 22 exons.